UGCUGUUGUAUGACGUCACGAAAACAUGGCGGCGCUCUGGGAGAUUUGCAGAGUUACUAUAAACAUUUAAUUUUUAAGAGAAUAAAAUCCAUCAGUGAGUGAAAUACACACACCAAAGUUUCCGUAUUAUAUGAUGUUUAGCACACGUUUGCAGAGACGUGAAAAACGGUAAACAAUCUUCUGUAUUUAUACUCAUAAACCUGUAAAAACUACUGCCAUUGUAGUUUUGUUUGUUUCUACAUUAUUCGAGUAUCGGACAAUAGACCGCCGCAUGUUUGAAAACCGGAUCAAGUAGGAAUAUCCAGCAUCCGACAUUGAAUAAUACGGGCUAACUGCAUACACGUACAUUAGAGAUUAAACAGUGCUGUAAAUAAGAAGAAUAACUCCAGGUGUUACAACUGAGAUCUGAGUGAUAAAUCAUUGUAAAAUGAUGUUUAUUAAAGAAGAGAGUGAGGACAUGAGUUAUCCAGAACCAUGCAGUUCAAAUGCCAUGAAAGAUGAAGAGACUGAGGAACAAAAAGAUCUGAUGGACGUUAAAGAGGAAAGUCAAGAACUGAAUGAAGUGGAAGAGAAACACCAUCCAGAUCAGACACUUUAUAGUUUCAAAACGGAACAAAACACUUUUAGUGGCUCACAGGCUGAAAAUUAUUUCUCACAAAAAAGAACUAAAAGAACAAGAGUAAAACUUUAUUUCACCUGCCAUCAGUGUGGGAAGAGUUUUACAUGUAAAUCAAGUCUUAAUAGGCAUAUGAGAAUUCACACUGGAGAGAAGCCUUUCACAUGCCAUCAGUGUGGGAAGAGUUUCAAAUGGGCAUGUGGUCUCAAAAAUCAUCUGUCCUUGCACUCUGGAGAAAAGUCAUAUAGCUGUGAUCAGUGCUGCAAAACAUUUUCUUCAGCUUCACUCUUAAGAACACACUUGAGAAUUCAUGCAAAUGAGAAACCUUACUUGUGUUCACUUUGUGGAAAAAGUUUUUCACAUCUGUACAAUUUUAAAGAGCACCAGAAAAAACACACCGGUGUGAGAGAUCAUGUGUGCUUUGAAUGUGGGAAGGCCUUUUACAGAGCUUCUAACUUGGAACGUCACAAAAGAAUCCACACUGGAGAAAAACCUUACAAGUGUUCACAUUGUGGAAAGAGUUUCACUAAUUCAGGAGACAUGAAAGCACAUGAGAGAGUGCACACUGGAGAGAGGCCUUACCACUGCACUUCAUGUGGGAAGAGUUUCAGCUCAUCAGGAGUCUUGAAAAAGCAUGAGAGAAUGCAUACUGGUGAGAGGCCAUACCACUGCACUUCAUGUGGAAAGAGUUUCAUUACAUCAGAAGUCUUGAAGAAACAUGAAAGAGUGCAUACUGGUGAGAGACCAUACCACUGCACUUCAUGUGGGAAGAGUUUCGCCCAAUCAAGUUCUCUACUGACUCAUAGAAAAAAUCAUUGUCCAGGGUUGUCAAAGUGAGCAAAGUUCAUCUUUAUUCACCUCUAUAAGGAAGUCAAACUAUUGCUGUUGAUGCUGUGAAAUGCAACAAAUUCUGUAUGAAUUCUUUUAUAUAAAAUCUUCUAAUAAAUAUCUAAUGAAACUUGGAAAUAAAAAAAGACUAAAUACAUUUUGAAUUUCAUUUAAGGACUCCACAUAAUUUUUAGAUCUCUAAUUAAAUAAGCAAAUUUGUCACAUUGACUGUUAAUUAUUUUUGUUCAAAAGGUCAGUUUUUCUUGCUUUCAUUAAAGAACAUACUAAAAUGUU
Messenger RNA from Myxocyprinus asiaticus (Chinese sucker), 1738 nucleotides. Its product is annotated as zinc finger protein 239-like. Gene Ontology annotation, molecular function: DNA-binding transcription factor activity; RNA polymerase II cis-regulatory region sequence-specific DNA binding. The coding region runs from base 428 to 1453 and encodes 341 amino acids. NCBI's taxonomy places the organism in Eukaryota, Metazoa, Chordata, Actinopteri, Cypriniformes, Catostomidae. The record is from RefSeq and is a predicted model, not a curated record. Gene Ontology annotation, biological process: regulation of transcription by RNA polymerase II. The transcript is spliced from 3 exons.